AUGCUGACUUUCAAUGUUCUACUCUCCGUUUUUAUUUACGUGAACACCGUCCAUGCUGCUUCCUCGGGCUUCCGUAUCUCCACUUCUGCCGCAGGACAUGUCGCCACCUCCGCCACCUCCAUGGGCGAUGUAGUCUCCACCAACGAUAACGACCAGUACACCGUCAACAUUACUCUUGGCGGUGAAGCCUUCGUUGUCCAACUCGAUACCGGAUCAAGCGACCUCUGGUUGAACAUCACCGGGCGCACCCUGCAGUUCACCAAUACAACCGAUCUCAACAUCACCGAGGGUUAUGGGAAGGGCAGCGUAUCGGGCUGGCUUUCGUUUGCCGAUAUGACUAUCGGCGACUUCUCCGUUCCCAACCAAGCUUUCGUCAAUGUCGUCGAUAUCAAGGACAUGCCUAUGACCAGUUUCGACGGCAUCCUUGGCAUGGCUUUCGACGCUUCAGUCAUUUACUCUGUCGUGCAGGAAAACUGGGGCACGGAAGCGGCCAACGCUCUCGCGCGCUCGCCGAUUACCAACCUCUUUGCGCUAGACCCUACGACCCCCAACUUCUUCGACGUGCAGCUCGCGCGGGCAAUGUCCCCCGAUUCUAACAACGUUGCCGAAGGUGUAUUCCUGAUCUCCGAACACGACGAUGCCUUCCAGAACAUCACGUCAGCUCCGAUGCUCCGAAGCCUAACUUCUCAGCACUGGAGUCUUGCCAUGGACAGCAUGACGGCCAAUGGCACUCCGUUCGCUUUCAACGCCUCGCGAGUGCCUGGAGUCCCCACAGGGAAGGUCGCUGCAGUGCUCGACACUGGCUUCUCCCUCCCGCAAAUACCGAUUGCUGCUGUGAACGCGAUCUACGAGUCUGUCCCGGGCGCGGUUUACUCCGAACCCUAUUGGGUAGUGCCUUGUGACGCGGCGCCGACCGUGGUGUUCACUUUUGGCGGCCAAGACAUCCCGGUGCACCCGCUCGACCUAACGUUCACCCAGGUCCUUACCCUCCCCUCUGGAAACACCACGGGAUGCUUAGGCUCAUUCCAAGCACUGACCCUCGACCCCACUGAGUUCGUUGGCUUCGACCUCCUCCUAGGGGACGCUUUCCUCCGCAACGUAUACGCCUCGUUCAACUACGGCGACUACCAACCGAACACGCCCUUCGACGGCCAGGGCCCCUUCGUCCAGCUCCUCCCCACCACCGAUGCCUCCACGAUGCAAGCCGAGUUCGUCGCGAACCGCACCGCCGCCCUCGCGCUGCUCCCGCCCACCCUCGACCCCGCGACGCUCGUCAAGCUCGCCGACUCGUCCGACACCCCUGCCUCCUCAUCCGCCUCCUCCCCCGACGCCUCCUCCGCCUCCGUCGCCGGCGCCCUCGACGAGUCCACCUCGUCCUCGUCAGGGAGCACCGACAGCUGGGGCAAGAAAUACGGCACGCCCGCGCUCGCGCUCCUCGGCGCGAACCUGGCCGUCGGCGUCGUCCUCCUCGGCCUCACAAUCACGAUGUGCAUGCGCUCGCACAGCCAGAGCGCGCGGGACCGGUACGCGCCCGUCGGCGCCCGUCCGUUCAAGAUGCAGCAGGGUGACGAGGAGGAGCGGACGCAGCUGCGGUACAACGACUGA
Molecule: messenger RNA, 1605 nt
Organism: Epithele typhae
Lineage: Eukaryota; Fungi; Basidiomycota; Agaricomycetes; Polyporales; Epitheliaceae
Product: aspartic peptidase domain-containing protein
Exons: 6
Coding region: 1-1605 (534 amino acids)
Biological process (GO): proteolysis
Molecular function (GO): aspartic-type endopeptidase activity
Source: RefSeq, a predicted model, not a curated record